AGCUUCGUUUCUCUGGGCACAGGUCAUCGCCUCAAAAGUUCUAGAGCGAAAUAAUUCUCCACGAAAAAAAAGAGAAAGACUGAAACUGAAAUAAGGGGAUAUUUUGUUGAACAGAAGUUCCCAUCUCUUAUUCAAGAUACACGAGUAGAUAUCAUGAACGAAUUGUGUUGGAACGGGCCUUUUCAGUUUUUCCCAUCCUUCGACGACUUCAAGGAUCUCCGUGGGACUUUCAUCGCCAACUGUAUCUUCAACGGUUUUUUAACCUAUACCGCCAUCUUGUUGAACAUUAUUACCAUCUACGUGAUACAGAAGACUGCGACCUUACCAAAGACUUUGAAAACGUUACUGACGAGUCUCGCUGUUUCUGACGUUAUUAUUGGUUUGGUUGGUCAACCAACUUACAUUUCAUUUCUUGCCAGUUGGUUUAAAUGGGGCGAUCCAAGCUGCAACGCUUACCGAUGGCUCAUGAUUUCCGCUACCUUAUUUUCUUUAGCUUCGUUCCUGGGUGUUGUGGCUAUAAGUGUAGACAGGUUCUUAGCUAUUCAUCUUCAUCUCAGAUACCAAGAACUUGUGACUCGCACACGUGUUGUUACUCUGGUUAUCUCAAUUUGGGUGUUCAGUGCAUUUGUUUCUUUGAUGGUACUUUGGGUCUCUGUCAGUAUUUAUACUGCUAUUGUUGCAGUUACUAUAGUUUGUGGUUUCAUUGUCAAUAUCGUGGUGUAUAUCAGGAUAUUUUUAAUUGUCCAACAGCACAAGAAUCAGAUUCAGUCCCUGCAAGUACUUGAAACAUCUCAGUCUGGUGAAAUGACAAAUUUUGCAGGUCUCAUUAAAUCAACAGUUGGUGUAUUGUAUGUGUUUCUCGUGUUUCUAGUUUGCUAUCUGCCGUGCACUAUCUCUGUGGUUGUUAUUAUGAUCAACGGUCCGAGUAUCACCUUAAAGAGAUUUUUUCUUUGCUCAUUGACUCUUGUAUAUCUGAAUUCAUCUCUGAACCCUGUAAUUUACUGCUGGAAGAUGAGACACAUUCGGCAGGCCAUCAUGGCUACAAUGAGGAACAUUUCGAAUAGAAGGCGUCCUUCGCGUUAAUUUCACAGGCAAUUUUCUUAGGGUUUGUUGUCAUAGUUAUUGUUUGUUAUUAACUUUCUGGGUUACUAACGGGAUGUGUCACGCAACACAAAAUGACUGGGAAGGCGUUACAAAUUGGACGAGAAUGAAAUUGAAACAUUUAAACUCAAUAAUUUAAAUCUGCAUAUGGAGAGAAUGCAAGUUAUUAAGUUAUAAUGUUAUAUAUCAAGACAUUUUCCAACAGCACAAGACUCAGAUCCAGUCCUUCAUAUUACAGGGAGUUGCGCAGUCUCAUUUGGAUUGAUAAAGUGUUGUUAUUGUGUACGCAUAUCUUAAGUUUUUCAGCUGGUUAUUUGCUAUACGUUGAUUGAAAGGCUGCCAUGAAAAUCAGUGGCCCGAGUGUUGCGUCAAAAAAUUUUCAUCUAUUCUUGUUAACUUAAUUAACG
This is a messenger RNA of Stylophora pistillata, 1508 nucleotides long. RefSeq names its product beta-4C adrenergic receptor-like. Gene Ontology annotation, cellular component: membrane. Gene Ontology annotation, molecular function: G protein-coupled receptor activity. Lineage: Eukaryota; Metazoa; Cnidaria; Anthozoa; Scleractinia; Pocilloporidae. Gene Ontology annotation, biological process: G protein-coupled receptor signaling pathway. The record is from RefSeq and is a predicted model, not a curated record.